Molecule: messenger RNA, 4032 nt
Organism: Esox lucius (northern pike)
Lineage: Eukaryota; Metazoa; Chordata; Actinopteri; Esociformes; Esocidae
Gene: slitrk6
Product: SLIT and NTRK-like family, member 6
Exons: 2
Coding region: 503-3016 (837 amino acids)
Biological process (GO): axonogenesis; positive regulation of synapse assembly; regulation of presynapse assembly
Cellular component (GO): membrane
Molecular function (GO): protein binding
Source: RefSeq, a predicted model, not a curated record
CGGGGGGGAGGAGCCCUGACAAACUCCGGAGCUUUUCGUGUCUCGAAAGCGUGCACAUUUUAAGGAACUACACAAAGGAUCAUUAAACCGAGAAGGCUUGCAGUAACACUCACCCCAUAGCACAGGGACAGGACGAUUUUAAGGUCAAUAUGUUGUAUGACCAGAUCAGCUAAGGACACGAAUUAAUCACAGAUAAAAGUGGUGGGGCUGGCACAUCCACAUAAUUUGUCUCGGUCUAUGAUGCUGUUGAAGUGAACACUUUGUAAUAUCAUGGAGAUAUCGGACUGGUAAACGCUGACAGUCUUCUAGAAAAACAAAAGGGGACACUACUGAACUUCACACCAAUGUUCUGUAAUGAAGACCCCUACAAAACCGAAGUAAACUAAUUUUGGGUACAUUGUUUGGAUCUUCUAGUAUCCAGAUGGAUCAACCUCUCUAACCCAAGCAUCCUUUGGAUUGAACACAGUCUCUCGCUCCGUACAACGGAUACACCAGACAGAAAAUGCUGCCCUGCAUGGUUUUUCUCCUUUGCUCAUUUUUUGCUGCUGCCAGUUUUCAAGACGUCCAACCCUCCAAGGCAUCUUUGAGUGAAUCCUGUGACUCGUUGUGUAUAUGUGAAGAAAAAGAUGGCAUAUUGUAUCUCAACUGUGAGCAGAGAAACAUCACCAAGAUCUCCCAAAUCAAAGUGCCAUCAGCUGUACCUUUCCACCUCAAUCUGUACAAAAAUGACAUAGUGGAGUUGCGUGCGGAGGACUUGGAAGGUUUGAAGAACGCCGUUUCGCUUCAUCUUGGGGCUAAUAGCAUACAAGAGCUUGAGCCUGGGGUCUUCAGUGUUUUGGGCUCGCUGAAGAAGCUGCAUAUAAACAGCAAUUUCCUGGUUAUGUUGAAGGAAGAUACAUUUCAUGGCCUGGUAAAUUUGGAAUUUCUCCAGGCAGACACAAACUUCAUCAGUGUGGUGGAGCCAGGGGCAUUCAGCAAACUCAUCCGCCUCAAAGUUCUGAUCCUCAACGACAAUGCCAUUGAGUUUCUUCCCAGCAACAUUUUUAGAUUUGUACCGCUAACCCACUUGGACCUGCGGGGGAACCAGUUACAGACGCUGCCUUACGUUGGCUUCCUGGAGCACAUUGGACGCAUCAUGGAGCUUCUUCUAGAGGACAACAAGUGGGUGUGUAAUUGUGAAAUCCUUCACCUGAAGAUCUGGAUGGAGAACAUGCGUGCCCAGUCAGCCAUUGGGGAGGUAGUCUGUAGCAGCCCGCACCACCUGAGGGGCACCAUCCUGGCCAAAAUAAAACGAGACAUUCUCUGUCCCUCCCACGCUGACAUCAACUUAGAGGAGCCCUAUAAGUCUUUGGACAUGGUGGUCACUCCGUCGUCCAAAGUGGUGGAGAUUCCAAAGGAGGGUUCCAAGGACGACGUGAAGAUUCCGACGCCUGCUCCUGUUCCAGGAAGUCCUUGUGUGGAGCACUGUUCUUGUCACAAUCACCCCGUGGCUGGGCUUUUAAUGCACUGUCAGGACCGGGGGAUUCAGAAGAUUUCGGACAUUGGAAUACUUGAGCAGAGCCCCACCAAGCUAGUGCUCACAGGGAAUAUGAUUCAGAGGCUGCUGAAGUACGACUUUGUCACAUAUGACGGUUUGGAGUUAUUGAAUUUAGCCAACAAUCAAAUUGAUUAUAUUGACAAUGAAACAUUUCUCAGCUUAAGCAAUUUGAAAAAACUUUACCUUAAUGGCAACCGAAUUGAAAAGCUUUUUGCCACCAUGUUCAUCGGCCUCCACAACCUUGAAUACCUGUAUUUGGAAUAUAACAUUAUCAAAGAAAUUGUCCCGGGAGCCUUUAAUCCCUUGCCACAUCUUAAACUCUUGUCUUUGAACAAUAAUCUGCUGACUAGUCUACCACUGCAGAUAUUUCGCAAUGUGCCCCUUACCAAACUAAAUCUUAGGAGAAACUUGCUCAUGCAUCUGCCAGUUAGCAAUGUGCUGGACCAGCUUCAUUCUUUGGAGCAGAUUUAUUUAGAAGACAAUCCCUGGGACUGCAGCUGUGACUUAGUCAGUCUCAAGCAGUGGGUGGAAAAGCUGAGGAGUGACACAGUCAUGGGUUACAUUUUGUGUCACACACCGGGAAAACUGAUGAAAGCCGACCUCAGGGCUGUUAGACACGAGCUGCUGUGCCCUGGCCUCGUGACGUUCUACUCGCCGCCCAUGGAUGAGGACAAGGGUGUGAUGACCACGCUGUCGCCGGACGGUGCUAGAAACAGCUUCUUUAGCUCCAUCACAGACUCCAUUCCUCUCUCUGUUCUGAUUCUCAGUUUGCUUGUCAUCUUCCUCAUGGUCGUCUUCUGUUCCGCGGGGAUCGUGGUGUUCCUCGUGCACAAACGGCGAAGGAAGGCCGUGAAAAAGACGACGGAGGAGCAGCCACGCGAGAGCAGCAGUCCAAUCCACCUUCACUACAGCAUGUACGGCCAGAAAACCACACAUCACACGCUGGCGCAGAGGACAGGAAGCCCGAUGUACGACGAGCGCCCACAUAGCCCCGUCGUGCAGAUCUGCCGUAACCCCACCUACUGUGCUCAGCACAAAGAAUAUGACACAGAUCUUGACGAACUGGACGAACCAAAGCGUGUUUGUCGUGGAAUCAUGGAGACAGAGAACACUUCCCCACUGACAGGCUUGAAUCUCAAGUACAGAGCUGUGACGUCAGACAGCCCGACUGAGUUCGUAACACUCGGAGAUGCAAGCUCUCUUUAUAAAAACAUCCUGGAGAGGGAACGGGUUAGGGAACUGCAACAGCUUGGGAUUACUGAAUACCUCAGGAAAAACAUGCCCCAGCUACAACCAACAGUAGACAUGCAGGCCCCGGGACACCAUGAGGAACUGAAAUUAAUGGAGACUCUUAUGUUGUCAAGGCCUCGCAAGGUCAUGGUGGAGCAAACAAAAAAUGAGUACUUUGAACUCAAAGCUAACCUACACACGGAGCCAGAUUAUUUGGAGGUUCUGGAGCAUCAAACUGCGUUUAACUGAUGUAAAACACAAUUCGCUGUUUUAUAUUUAACUCGAGAAGUGCCUUGUCCAAAACUGUCUUUGUCAUUUUCAUUGCAAGACUUGCAUAUCGUACGGUGGUCUUGGGAAUUCAAGGCAUUUGUAGCACAGAAUGUAAUAUAUAAUAAUCUAUUUUCUUGUUAUUUUGUUCCUUUAGACAGCACUUUAAGUUGCUGAUGAAACAGAUAUGUUGUCCAUAGAUUAUGUUCUUGUAGGAAGGCAAAUUUACACAUACUGCAGGGGUAAAACCAAUUCACCUUAUAUCUUUGGCAGUCCUCCAUUUUGUCCCACCAACUCUGCCAGGCUAUUUCAAUCGUGUGCCAUCAACAGCAUGCUCAAUGUGCCAUAGACAAUGACAUGACAAUGCCUAUUCCCGAAACACAUAGUCUGAGUUGCAUUGAUGAAGUGCCCAUUAGUGCUGUCGUUCAUUCGAUGUAUCCUUUGCAUUACCUGACUAGCACAUCUUGUAUUGCAACUAGUGGGAACGUGUUCAUACGAAUGGAUUCUCCUUAAACAAAGCACUUAAAGUCCCAGUACAUAUAUAAAUUGCAUCUUGUAUCUAGAUAGAAAAAAAUAAUGUGUUGCACUAAUGAAAUGCCAUUCAAAAGAUGGUGCAUGACAAUCAAUGUACUGCUGAAUGACACUGUUUAUCAUUGUCCCUUUCCUGCUACUGAGGGGACAGAUUUUCUGAUGUUCAUAAGAAACUAUGUGUGUCAUUGUUACAAAUCUCAUCUGACCGGUUCUUCUCAGCAUGAACACUUUUUCAGGACAUGCAUUUUACUGUUAUUCUGAGUGAGUAAAAGCAAUCCUGUUCAGUUUAAAACAUGUUUUAUGUAAGCACACUAUAUAGCUUUAUUUCAUACCAAGAUAGAUUCAAUUAUUUAUUCUGUACAUGUUGUAUAUAUACACAGUAUAUCACAUUCUAUGUUAUUUUGUGCCUUCAGUGUUGUACAGGUGACAAUGGAUUAACUAUAAAUAAAGUGUUAGAUUCAAUACAA